Molecule: messenger RNA, 1915 nt
Organism: Panicum virgatum (switchgrass)
Lineage: Eukaryota; Viridiplantae; Streptophyta; Magnoliopsida; Poales; Poaceae
Product: tyrosine decarboxylase 1-like
Exons: 1
Coding region: 121-1644 (507 amino acids)
Biological process (GO): amino acid metabolic process
Molecular function (GO): pyridoxal phosphate binding; carboxy-lyase activity
Source: RefSeq, a predicted model, not a curated record
AAGCUGCAUGGUGCAGCUGCGUGCUAAAGUUGAAGCCUAAACAGUAGGACCAAAAGCUUUUGAUCUGUGCAGUCUCAGCUCGGCCUCACGUAGCCACAGCUACAGCAGAAGUUGCCGGCGAUGGGCAGCUUGCCACUCGACGCGUCGUCACGGAGGCCACUUAACCCCGAGGCCUUCGCCGGUGAGUCACGCUCCGUCGUGGACUUCCUCGCCGAGUACUACCGUGACGUCGGCAAGUACCCGGUCCGGGCAGCCGACCUCGAGCCAGGCCUGCUACGCAAGCUGCUCCCGGAUGCCGCGCCGGAGCUCGGCGAGCCGUUGGAGGAUGUACUGGAGGACGUGCGGCGGGACAUCCUGCCAGGGCUCACCCACUGGCAGAGCCCCAGCUUCUUCGCCUACUUCCCCAUGAACGCGAGCGCCGCCGGGUUCGCAGGGGAGAUGCUGUCCGCCGGCCUCAACGUCGUCCCGUUCGUGUGGGCCGCGUCGCCGGCUGCCGCCGAGCUCGAGGGCGUCGUGAUGGACUGGAUGGGCAGGCUGCUCGGGCUUCCUCAGCGGUUGCUCUUCUCCGGAGGCGGCGGCGGCGUCCUGCAGGGGAGCACGUGCGAGGCCGUCGUGUGCACGCUCGCCGCCGCGCGGGACCGCGCGCUGGCCAGGCUGGGGCACGCGGCCAUCAUGAAGCUGGUGGUCUACGCCUCCGACCAGACGCACGUCACCUUCCAGAAGGGCGCGCGGCUCGUCGGCAUCCCGCCGUCCAACUUCCGCGUCGUCCCGACGUCGGCGGCCUCCGGGUACGGCCUGGCCGCGGACGCCGUGCGCGCCGCGGUCGAUCGCGACGUCGCGCGCGGCCUGGUGCCGCUGUACCUCUGCGCCACUGUGGGCACGACGGGGCUGGGCGCGGUGGACCCCGUGCGCGAGCUCGGGGAGGAGGCGCGGCGCCACGGCAUGUGGCUGCACGUCGACGCCGCGUACGCCGGCAGCGCGGCCAUCUGCCCGGAGUUCCAGGGCUACCUCGACGGCGCCGAGCUCGCCGACUCGGUGAGCAUGAACCCGCACAAGUGGUUCCUCACAAACUCGGACUGCUGCUGCCUGUGGGUCGCGAGCCCCCGUGCCCUCACCUCCGCGCUGUCCACCGACCCGGAGUACCUCAAGAACGUGGGCACAGACGGCACGGGGAACCCGGCCGCCAUAGACUACAAGGACUGGCAGAUCUCCCUGUCGCGCCGGUUCCGCGCCAUCAAGCUCUGGGUGGUGCUGCGGCGCUACGGCGCCGUCGGCCUGCGCGCGCACAUCCGGCGCCACGUCGCGGCGGCCAAGUGGUUCGAGCGGACGGUGGCAGCGGACGAACGGUUCGAGGUGGUGGCGCCGAGGAAGUUCUCGCUGGUGUGCUUCCGCCUCCGGGCGAGCUUCGCAGGGGACGCCGACGACGUGAACCGGGAGCUCCUCGCGGCGGUGAACGCGAGCGGGCGAGCGUUCAUGACGCACUUCGUGGUGGACGGCAAGUUCGUGAUCCGGCUCGCGGUGGGCGGUGCCAUGACCGAGAUGCAGCACGUCAUGGACGUGUGGGAGCUGCUGCAGGACAAGGCCGAGGAGGUUUUACAGCGCUAUCGCCUCGAGGCUCUCAACCUACAGUUUCGCGGAAGCUGAUUGCACGUCCAGCGGAGCCAGGAUUUAAAAGUUGGAUAUUUCUAUAUUAAAAAAACAUUCAAUACAAAAAUGUUAAAAGUUCAAAAUUCUAAAAAAAAAGUUCAAAUUAGAGAUGGUCCAUGCAAUAAAGAGAAAUAAUUUUUUUUCAUUUCUCAUAUGAUGAUUUAUCACAAAAUUAUUUCCACUAACCCAAAUAAAAUAGAUGCAAGUAGCUCUACAAAUAUUUGAAAUCACUGGCUUGCUAUUUAUUCUGAUAGCUCUGCGAUCUACG